AUCACCAGACCAGAAAUGGAAAUUGGCAGGUACCACUGGAUGUACAGGAGUUCAAGGCCACACCGGUACCAUCAUGUGCCAGCAUUGAGAGGCAGUAUUAGUCCUUUGGGGAUUCAAGGUUGCUUUGAAUGUUGCAUUAAGUGCCUGGGAGGUGUUCCCUAUGCCUCGCUGGUGGCCACCAUCCUCUGCUUCUCGGGGGUCGCGCUGUUCUGCGGCUGCGGCCACGUGGCGCUCACGGGAACCGUCUCCAUCCUCGAGCAGCACUUCUCCACAAAUGCCAGCGACCAUGCUUUGCUGAGCGAAGUAAUACARCUAAUGCAGUAUGUAAUUUACGGCAUUGCAUCGUUUUUCUUCUUGUAUGGAAUAAUCCUUUUGGCAGAAGGUUUUUACACAACCAGCGCUGUGAAGGAGCUGCAUGGGGAGUUCAAGACGACAGCCUGCGGCCGCUGCAUCAGCGGGAUGUUUGUUUUCCUCACCUAUGUGCUGGGAGUGGCCUGGCUCGGGGUCUUUGGCUUCUCUGCUGUGCCUGUCUUUAUGUUCUAUAACAUAUGGUCAACUUGCGAAGCCAUCAAAACGCUUCAGACGAAUAUGACGGUUCCAGGGGACCAGAUCUGCGUGGAUAUCAGGCAAUACGGCAUCAUCCCGUGGAAUGCGGUGCCGGGCAAGGCGUGCGGGCCCAUCCUGGAGAACAUCUGCAACACGAACGAGUUCUACAUGUCUUAUCACCUGUUCAUUGUGGCCUGUGCUGGAGCUGGUGCCACUGUCAUAGCACUGCUGAUCUACAUGAUGGCUACUACAUAUAACUAUGCUGUUUUGAAGUUUAAGAGUCGGGAAGAUUGCUGCACUAAAUUCUAAAUUGUAUAAGCCCAGUAAAGAGCUGCAUUGCGUAGCUUGAAAUACCACUGACACCCUAGGCUAAAAGUCUAGCUUUUUGAAUUUUGUUACAGUAACUGUAAAUAGCUUCAGUAAGCGCCAUUUAGCUCAUCAGAUUAAUCAAAUGAUUUCUUGUAUAUGAACUAUGAUGUGGAUGAGAUCUGGCUAUUUGUUCACGUUGAGAGGACUCAGUUACUCUAGGGCUGUUAUAAAYGAUCCUUUCGAGGAUGGGAUGUGUUCAGGUAAAAAUCUCUGCUCGCUUCUAACCAUCAUCUCUCUCUAAAACAAAACUGGAACAGUUCAGGGUCAGAGUUACUAGUUUGUUCUUCUUUGUCCUGAACACCAAUACAAGAAGCGKGGAGCAUGCAAUGGAUAUGAAAUGAAAAUUAUCAAAAAUCAARGUAAUGCCAAUAUCUUUUGGCAAAGCCCAGGGACUGUGAAUCUCUUGGCCCCUGUUUUUGGUGUAUGGAUGAUAAAACUGAUUUAUUGUUUUACUUAAAACUUAUUUUUCAAGUGAUUGCCAAAUCAUGCUCUCUYUGGAAAAAAUAUGUCCUUCUACUAGCUCUGCGUAAAACAAUCACCUUCUUUUGAAGCCCAGAAUAGUAAGAAGCUGUGUUUAGAUAACUUCAAUUUCUGCACGGCUUGGACUUUAGUAACUGAUUUCUCAGUAGCCAGAUCUCAAAAAUGUAAGUAUGAUUACAAGGGAAGUAAAACCAUGCAUAGAUCAGUGACGUUUGUACAAUGGUGAAAAAGGAGCGGUGAACCAGUGUUUUCAGAUGUAGAUUUCUUUUGCAUGAAGUAUGCUGAAAAGAAGGUGGAAAAGAGAUGUAUUCACUUCACAAACUAGAGGAAAAAAAAUGCAACAAAAGACCCACCAAUUUCUAUACUUGGUAUGAAACUUAAAAAGUUAGACAAUGGGCAUUUAAAAUGUAGUUAUAAAAAUACAUUAUUAAGAUUUCUUUAACUCAGAGAUUGCAUGCUUUUGCUUAAUUUUGGACUCAUGUUUUGUUGUUUAAUUUUUCAAUAUGUUAAUGUAGCUUUGUUCACAUAAAUAAAACUGUUUACAAUUUUAUUCUUUUUUGGGGGUGGGGGCAGAAUUCUCAUCUGCUUGUUGGGGAAAACGAGAGGUAGCAGAUUCUGUGCCUGUAUAUACAGAAACACCACAACCUUAGCAAGCGGUUCUUCUGAGCACCUUUUCGUUUACACAUUAUAAAAAUUGCCACGUGCAAAACAUUUGKUUUUUUUCUCCUUUUCCCCUGUUCUGCAUUUCAAUUGAUCAGUAAAACUCUAGCUCACUUUUUAUUACUUCUACUAACUUUGUCUAAUUGUUAAAUAACCAACUUAAAUAGUAGCAUGCAAAAUCCUAGAGCUCAUUGGAAGUAGCCCCCGUGCUUGUUUUGGUAACAGAAUGCUUAUUAACGUAGAGUAACUUUUGGUUAUGAAUUUAAAGUGUCUAUUAAUCUAACUAGCAGCUUGCUUUGCCUCUUGACAUGCUCACUAGCCAUCAUGCUCACCCUUCUCUUCCAGAUCCACUUCCUCAUGAUACUGUCCUCUAACUGGGCCUACUUAAAGGAUGCAAGCAAAAUGCAGGCCUACCAGGAUAUCAAAGCAAAAGAAGAGCAGGAGCUUCAGGACAUCCAGUCUCGGUCCAAAGAGCAACUCAAUUCUUUCACAUAAAUGUUUGCCACAGUAAUUGAGCAGAAGAAUUCGGUAGCUCUGACAAAUCAGCAACUAGCUGCUCUGCAGUACAGAUAYGUGUCUACCAAACAAAAUAAUGCAGAAGUGCAAACGCUUCAAAUUCCAACUCCUGGGAACAUGUACAUAGGGAACGCUUCCCGUGGGUAAUCUUCCAUCCUUUAAUACAGAGAAUGGAGGGUUUAGUCCAGGCAUUUUAAAAGGCAACACUUCACAACUAGCGACCAAAUUAUUCUUCCUUACAACUUUGGGUAUUUGCUAUGUCCAAGCAGCUGGGGGGGAGUCCAAACCAGCAAGCAGUAGAUCUUUGUGCAGAGCCUUUACAAAGGCACAUGCACAAUGUGCGAUUUAGUCUCAAUUUACAUACCAAAUGAAACUGUGGCUAGCUCAAGGUUUUAAUUGCUUGUGCUCACUUGACAGCACAGUUGCAGUAUCUACCAGAGUACUAAGUCAUCACCAGGGCAGUCUCUGGCCUCUCUUUAACUGGGCCACAGGAACAGCAAUCUACUUUCGUGCCACUUUUUUUUAUGAAGAAGCAGUCACUCUACUGUGCUUACAGGAGUGUYGAACAUACAUCCCAAGUUUUAAUCUUUUUAUUAACUAUUUAAUGGAAUGUAGAUCCUUGGAUCUGGAUAAUGAUCCCCUUCUUUGAAAAUAAAUGUCAGCUUUGCCUUAAUAUUUAUUUUCUAUAAAUGUCUUAGCAUUUAUAUAGCAGCAGGAGACCAUUAUCCUACAUUUUAAGUGGAAAGUGUUACCUUAUUAAAAUGACACCAAUUUAACUGCUCCAAAUGAGCAGAGGAGUAAUUUUGUAGAGUUUUACACAAACAAUAAAAAAAAAAAAAAAAAAUUACAGCCAUAAAGCAGAAUACAGGAUGUCCACCUUUCUCUAUCUUGGUGCUUAGCAAAUUUAUAGUCAGUGCUUACGUGUUUUCCUUUUUACAAGUUAACUACAACAUUAAGAAAAUGUGGUGUUCAGAAAAAAAAAUAAAAAGGUGCCAUUUUAAAGUCAUUUCCCAUAGAAGUCUGCCUUCUAAUUAACGUUUUUUUCAGAUGCAUUCAGUGAUAUCUUGAUAUUAGUGAUGGUAUAUUUGGUGUUUGUUCUAUAUGAUAUAUCUAUAAAUGUCAGGAGAAGAGUAAAAUACAUCAGUCAUUUGAAAAACUAAAUAUAUAAGUCAUACCCAUGUUAAGCUGACGUGUGGUUUGAUAGUUUUGACUGUUUGCUGAAUAUAAAUAAAAGGAAGCACAAGUUUCUUCAAGUCAGUAUUAAAUGAAAAGACAUUGGAGGGUUAUUUAACAUCAAAUAUGUUUUGUUUUUCUUUAUUAAAUAUUGAAGUCUAAUUUGACAGUUUCAAAACAAGGGGCAAAGUUGAUCAAUGUAGAGCAAAUAUGACAAAAUAGCCUAGUGUUUGUUCUUACCUGUUGCAUGAAGGAGACAUUUCUACAGCAACGCAGGUGACGUUCUAGCCCAGUGUUUGCAUAAGGGUAAUAAUGGAGACAGUGUCUUAAAGCCUAAUUCUUUUCUAAUUCAGUGUAGCUAUUACUGGGAGUUUUUGAAGUUUUGUUUAAGUAGUCUAAUAUUUUUAUGUAAAGAGCAUUAAAUUUUGCUAUGUAUAAAUUUUUGUAACCUAACAGUGAAUCAAUAUUUUCUAUCAGUGCCAAGGGCUUCCUGUAGUUACAUCCAAGUGUUAAAAUAAAUAUUUGUAGAUAAUAGACA
Messenger RNA from Nothoprocta perdicaria, 4282 nucleotides. It is a transcript of the gene GPM6B, whose product is annotated as glycoprotein M6B. Lineage: Eukaryota; Metazoa; Chordata; Aves; Tinamiformes; Tinamidae. The record is from RefSeq and is a predicted model, not a curated record. Gene Ontology annotation, molecular function: structural constituent of myelin sheath. Gene Ontology annotation, cellular component: plasma membrane; myelin sheath. Gene Ontology annotation, biological process: central nervous system myelination; axon development. The transcript is spliced from 7 exons. The coding region runs from base 16 to 855 and encodes 279 amino acids.